Klebsormidium nitens is the source of this 2181-nucleotide messenger RNA. NCBI's taxonomy places the organism in Eukaryota, Viridiplantae, Streptophyta, Klebsormidiophyceae, Klebsormidiales, Klebsormidiaceae. The record is from the annotation of a GenBank genome assembly.
UUCAAGUUUCGGAGUUCCGAAUUUCGGAACUGACGGAGUGAGGUUCCCACAGGUAUUUAUAGUCGUCGUCCCGCACAAAAGAGCGCCUGUUCUCACCGGUCACUACAGUGGCUCUGUUCAUGGGAAGUGCUCCUUCCUCGCUACGGCCCUGAAACUCCAGCUCAUUUGCAGCAGCACACUCCGCAGGUUUUCCACGUCUGCCGCGCUUCCAUGGCGCCCUCCUUCCGCCUCCUGUCAAUCCUCCUGCUCCUUUCGUCUGCCCUGGCAGCUCACGCCUAUGAUCUAGGCUACGAGCCACAGGACCUGUCCUCUGAAGAGGCCCUCCGCUCCCUCUUCACGAGAUGGACGGAGUCUCACCGCAAGUUCUACAACGCGCUGGGGGAGGACGAGGAGCGGUUUGGCAUCUUCAAGGACAACCUCCUGUACAUCCACGAGUACAACGAGCAGCACGGUUCCCACAAGCUCGGCCUGAACGAGUAUGCCGACCUGACGCACGAGGAGUUUAAGGAGAACAGGCUGGGGUACAGCUAUGACCGUGUUGCCAACCUGCUGAGGAUGCCUCGCGGGGAGUUUGUCCAUGGAGCCGUGACGGAGGUCCCAGAGGAGGUCAAUUGGGUGGAGAAAGGCGCUGUCACUGCUGUGAAGAACCAAGCUCGCUGUGGUAGCUGCUGGGCCUUCUCCACUACUGGUGCUGUAGAGGGUGUCAAUCAGCUGGUGACUGGCUCGCUCACCUCACUCUCUGAGCAAGAGCUUGUGGAUUGCGACAAGGUGCACGACAUGGGUUGCCAGGGUGGCCUCAUGGACUUUGCCUUCCAAUUUAUCAUCGACAAUGGCGGACUGGACACAGAGGAGGACUAUCCUUACAAGGGGUACAACGAGCGCUGCGAUGUUGACAAGGAGAACAUGCGUGUUGUGACCAUCGACGACUUUGAGGACGUCCCUGCCAACUCUGAGAGCUCGCUAAAGCAGGCGGUGUCACAGCAGCCUGUCAGUGUUGCAAUUGAGGCGGACAAGCGGCCGUUCCAGUUCUACCGAGGGGGCGUUUUCGACGGCGAGUGCGGCACUGCGCUGAACCACGGCGUCCUGGCGGUCGGCUACGGCGUUGAAGACGGCACUCCCUACUGGCUGGUCAAGAACUCAUGGGGUCCCGGAUGGGGGGCGGACGGCUACAUCAAGAUCAAGCGCGACACCGCCCCCGAGGGCCUGUGCGGAAUCGCCAAGGUCGCGUCGUACCCGCUCAAGAAGGGCCCCAACCCCCCUCCCGGCCCGCCCAAGCCGCACCCCCCCGCCCCGGAGCCCGAGCAGUGCGACGCGACGCACACGUGCAACGAGGGGACCACCUGCUGCUGCUCGAUCCCGCUCGGCAAGUUCUGCCUGGCGUGGGGGUGCUGCCCGAUGACGGGCGCGACGUGCUGCGAGGACCACAGGCACUGCUGCCCCAAGGAGUACCCGGUGUGCCACCUGGAGAUUGGGCUGUGCGCCAAGGGCGAGAACGUUCUUGAGGGGUCAGUUCCGAUGGUCAAGAAGGAGCCUGCGCAUUUCCACUUCAACUGGGCAGCGCUGAGCGAGUCAAUUGGCGUCGAGCCUGUCAAGGAGCAGCCAGAGGAGGCAGUGCAGAUCAUGUAAAUGAGGAGUCGAAGCUUGUGUUCUAGUCUGCCAAGGAUGUGCUUAUUGUAGAUUGCGAGGGGGCGUUCUUAUUUGACUAGAUAGCCUGUGAUCGAACAAGGCAUCUAUAGCGGGGAAGGUAGCCUACAGUCUUUUCAAUACUUCAUUGGUAGUUUGGGACAAGUGCAUAGUUGAGGCUGUUGCCAGGGUGUUGGUAGCUCUUGGGGAGUGGGAGUAGUCACAUUGGAGGGUGCGGUUUGAGAUAUGUUAGGCGUUAGGAUCAGCAAUUUAUGCUAGGUCUUGCUCGCUGAUUCUUCUGUAAAUACCAAUAGUGGUACAAUACGUGACAAUCAGACAAUGUGUAAUAAACGAACUCUCAACAGAGAUGUCAUACGAGAACAUGCGCCACAUUGGUUAGGAUUCUGCAUUGUAUCUGAAGAAGCAUCGGAGCAUUUAGAGUACCUAGGUUGAAGGAUUGUUCGAAUGUAGUUGUACUUGUUCAAAUUGCCACAUUGGGUAACAAGUUGGUUUUCAUUUCUUCAUUGUUUGAUUCAAUAAUCCGUGCCAAUUGCUGAG